GAAGGCACAAAUGAAUUAUAAUUUACGUGAAAAAGAUUUUUUUGGUUUGUUUACUCAUUUUGAGUCAUAGACGUUUGUAAAAAUGAACUCAGUGCAAUUAAUAAAUGGAUUUUGUAGGUUUUCAAUAAAUAAUAUUAAAGUUUGCUGUCAUAAAAAACCUAUCAAAUUACACGUUAGACAUAGUGCGACAAUGGGAUGUACAAACUAUAGAAAAUUGACUCCUCUUAUUAUAAACAUUCGGCGCUUAGGCUUAGGACCUACAUCAAAGGACUUUGAGGAACCAACCCAGUUAUCGGGGCCUUUGACAAAAGGUCACGCAACAGAACUCAUCUUGCGAUUAAAUAAUGAAGAGAGAAAAAUGUUAUUUAAUGCGUUACAGGAGUACGAAUCUAAUGUAAUCAAAGAAGAGUUCGAAGACAAAUUGGCUGGACAGCGGUGGAGGACUAAACUUGGGAGGCCUAGCAAGGUACCGACGUUAGGCGAUGUCGAUCCCACUGGAUCCUAUUGUCCGGUUCCUGAAGACUGGUUAAAGAAAAAAUAUGCUGCAAAAGUGCCGAAACCUACGACAAGGGAAUUACUUCAUUUGUCACUUGCAAAUUCUAUACCGUUCAUUGGUUUUGGAUUCCUGGACAAUUUCAUCAUGAUAAUUGCCGGCGACAGCAUCGAGAGCAGCAUGAGCGCGUACAUCACGCUGUCGACGAUGGCGGCGGCGGCGCUGGGCAACACGUUCAGCGACGUGAUCGGCAUCGGCUCGUCGUACUACGUGGAGCGCGCCGCCGCGCUGCUGGGCCUCGGCGCGCCCGCGCUGGCGCCCGUGCAGCUCGACAUGCCCGUCAGCCGCCGCUUCGCCAACAUGGGUCGGGUACUAGGCAUCACGCUCGGCUGCUUUCUGGGGAUGAUACCGUUGCUCUUCAAGGAUGACGAGAAGAAACCUGAGUCAAAAUAAUCAUACGAGGAUAAGGGAGAAUGACCAAAAAUAUAUGGCCCUCGGUAAAAAUGUCCCCCCCCAGACGCACUGAACUAUUACAACCAGACCGCAACAAAAAAUAUGCACACAGUAAGAAAUUAUUGAAUAAAAAGUCAUGUUUUUGUACCUUUUUAAGCGAAAAAAUAUCGUUAUUAGCGACAGAAUUAUAUUCUGUCCAUCGCACAUUUUGAACUAAACUACGCAUGUUAUGUCAUGCCGCGCGGUGUCCCGUGUUAGGUUUUCGUUGAAAUAGAUUUUGAUCAAAGGUCCUGAAGAAAGAAAACACAACGCGUGUCACGUAGUACCAGAUACCUAGGGCACUAGCGCAUUAUUUGCUAACUACGAAAGGGGUAAAAAUAGUAUUAUCUUUAAUUUGCGCGGGGUUAUCGAUGAAUCAUCAUUAACGCCGCAUAAAGAGUAGCUACCUGCGCACAAUUAAAAUGAAUUUAAAUAAAUAGUGAAGCAAAAGUAAGCUAAACUUUUUAUUAUUUUUAUAUAGUCAUAACUUUUUACUGUCAGCUUAUUUUUUUUUUUGAUUCAUACUAAAAGUUACAAUCUGUAUAGUGGGCUACAAGUCAACAAAGGUCUCGUUAGUGGUGGAUAUUGUGACCACUUUUGGUCAUUCUCCUUUGAAAUGUCUUAUAAAUACUAGCGUACUGACAUCAGUAUCAGAGAUCAGUACGGCAUGAAACGCUUUGAUGAAAUGAAAUAUGGAAUAGAUUUAUAUACGCGAGCAACAAACGGAAAAUCUUUUUGAUACUAUUAUAUAGGAACACACUUCUAUUUAUUAUGUUACAAAAACUACUCCACGGACUGGACUCGGACCUGUCAUGGUUUUAAACCUUAUGUGAAUAUGUACGUUCUCGUCGGUGCAACGCCUAGUUGGGAAGAUUUAACGAGUGGCUCGAGAAGCAACUUAAAGUUACUAAAGUAGCGGAUUAGUCGAGCAGUCCUUGUAUUUAGAGUAAGUAAUUGUAAUGACUUUAAUCGCUUGUAUAGUGUAAAUACGUAUUAAUUACUGAAAAGAUUAUGUCAAAUAUAUUAAUGUUGUGAAUAAAGACUAAUUCAAAUGCACAUAUUUAAUACUGAUCACAUUAUCGAGCACAAAAUGUAAAAAUAUUAUUCAUAAAUAAUAUAAAUGUAACUUUUCAAAGCCAUUUAUUUUGAUAUUCAACCUAUACAGCUAUACAACAUAAUUAGUGUAAUAUUGAGUCUCUUGACAAUCGAAUGUACAAGCCACUGUCAUAUGUAUUUAUUGUGCAUAACUAAGAUGCAAACUGUUAUAUUUGAACGAUUGUGUAUCUUACAUUACCGAAAACAAUUAUUAUGAAAAGUCCUUCCGUACAAUAUUGCGAAUACCGUCCAUAGUACGAUGUUGGGGACGUGUAUAUAUUUACACACGCGAGUGUAACUCACCACAUACCGGCAAUGAGACAUUAAAUUUGUCAUUAUCGAUUUAGGGUGUACGUAGUACAAGCACACAUACAAAAGGUUUAAACGAAUUCUUGUACGUUAAGUCGUAAUCGAGUAUGAGAAAACGUUUUGACCUGAUUUUCCUCGACUGCCUUCUAUUUGCAUUAAUGUUUUUAGGCUAUUGCAAUUAUUAUUAUAAUUUAGUAAAAUUAUGCAACUUAUCAGUGUUGCUUUUAUUAAUAUGACGAUAUAAUGAUAAAGUGAAAAACUGGAACUAUAUACAUUAAUUCAUUGAAUCAAAUUGACGCUAUAAGCUUUGGUAACUCGCUUUUAUUUUAUCGUAUUGACAAACGUUUUACAAUUAAACUAUAUAAUUUUUUUUAAUCUGUGUACACAGUGAAAAUAUCAUAUUAUAUUUUAAUUUUUUUUUUAAACGGUAUAUAUGUACGCCUGUAAACACUAUACUUGCCCAUUUUAUGAUUUAACUAUAGCAUGUCACUUAAUUGUGCUAAACGUUUGCAAUUAAGUACUUGUUUCCGUUACAUAUAUAGAGAUAGAUAACGCGAGUUUAACUUUACAUGUUUUCCAAUGUAUAUUUUGUACGCCAGCCUGCUUUCGACCGGCGCGGCGACCCGGCAACGUAUCACGUGUUUUAUACACAAUUGAAACUCUUAGAUUAUAGAGUACGUUGUCAAUCGAAUAGAUAUGUUUUGGUAGGAAGCAGUUUUUUUGUAGCACGUUUAUUUCAUUGUCUAUUGCUGCUUUGACUCGACGCUAUAAACGUUGUUUUGUUAAUACGCAAUGUAAAGUCGUAGUAUGUCGCGUGCUGGCUUACAUUUCGUGGUACAGAGUAUUUUAUCCAUCCUGGGUCAAAUGUAGCAAAUAGUGUUGUGUAUUAAAUAUUAUACGAUUUGUUGGACUUGCGGUAUCCAUCUUAAUAUUAUAUAUCUGUGGUGGGGUAGCCAUAAUUUUGGACAACGCAAUAUUAAUUAACAAUGAGUUCGUGUAUGUAUAUACACGAGACGAAAUUCAAGUAUAAAAUAUUAUCUGCGCAGUAACGUAAAUAUGUAUCUAAUUUUAACGUAACAGUUAUGACUAUACUAAUUUUAUAUUAGUUCGCUUUUCAAUUCAACUUAUUAAGUGACAGUAAUUGCCUUCAAAUGUGUCACUAGUGCACUGAGGCCUCUUAUCUCGUGGAGGCUUGGACGUGCAACACGGGCUGUUGGAUACAUCUGUGGCACAAUAACACCCGAUACAUGUAGAAUACCUUAUGAUAUUUUCCUUUACUGUGUUCGAGAUGAAAGCUUAGUGGUGCUUGCCAUCUCCAUCUCGGUAUAUGUCAAUGGAUAAUUAACUCUAAUAGAAGUAAAAGAUACAAAACAAGUACUGCUGCAAAUGAACCGUUUGAGAAUUUAAAAUUUAUUGCUGAAUAGAAAUAAUGUUUAUUUUGAGUCAUUUUGUUAAUUUAUACUCGUAAGUUUUUAAU
Molecule: messenger RNA, 3866 nt
Organism: Nymphalis io (European peacock)
Lineage: Eukaryota; Metazoa; Arthropoda; Insecta; Lepidoptera; Nymphalidae
Product: transmembrane protein 65
Exons: 6
Coding region: 83-946 (287 amino acids)
Cellular component (GO): mitochondrion
Source: RefSeq, a predicted model, not a curated record